Aphanomyces astaci is the source of this 4632-nucleotide messenger RNA. RefSeq lists its product as hypothetical. The coding region runs from base 1 to 4632 and encodes 1543 amino acids. The record is from RefSeq and is a predicted model, not a curated record. The transcript has 5 exons. NCBI's taxonomy places the organism in Eukaryota, Oomycota, Saprolegniomycetes, Saprolegniales, Verrucalvaceae.
AUGCCCAAGUUUGCGAUUGAGCGAAAAUCGAAGCGAGUGUGGCGGCAAACCAAGAUCUCAACGAGUGGUAAUCGCUGCAACGUUUCUCACGGAGCCCGCGACCAUGGUCAUGAUGUCAUUGAUCUGACCAAAUCCAACGCUACUUUUGACGUCAUUGAUCUCGUGAGCUCUGGCGCCGACGAAUCGGACGACGAGUCAGAGGACGAUCAAGGAGUCUUGUUGGACAAUCUUGAGCUUCACACCCAACCUGUUGAUCCUGAAGGUGACAGCUUGGGCAGGUCUCGAUUAAUCCAAGCGAAUCGAUUUUUCCUCGGCCAAGCCCCGUUUCGUGCCGCGAACAGGACUGGAAGCACAAUUGCCCCCCCGCCUCCGGUGGCGGAGACAAAUGUGCUGGCCCAAAUUCCACUCAGUGGUGCGAACUCUAGAGGAAGUGCUCGACCCGGUGUGGCAGAGCAUGCGGACACGAAUGCGCAUGGGCAAAUUCCACUCAGCGAUGGGAAUGCUGGAGGAGGUGCUCGACACGGCGCGGCAGAACAUGCGGACAUGAAUGCGCUAGGCCAAAAUCCACUCGGUGGUGCGAACACUGAAGGAGGUGCUCGGCCCGGUGUGGCAAGAUGGAAUACUCCUCGUUUCGCCGACGAGAUGGAAUACGUGCCGCGAUUGGACGAGAACACUACGUAUGACAUCGAUCACUACCGCUUGUCCAUCAAAACCAACGAUUUGCUUCAAAUUUGCCCAAGCGAUUGGGAGUUGGGGUGUCGAGAAAGGAAGCUGACGGACAAGUCCAGUGAAAAGAAGUGGUUGAAUCGUCAUGUGCUGCUGCUGACGAAACCAUGUUUCGUCUACUUGCACAAAGACUAUGCUGCUGCCUUUUUGUCUGCGUACAACGAACAAAAAGGGACCUUUUACGUUGCCCCGGUGGCUGUGCCCGGAAAACCUCUCCCAACGCAUAUCAUCCAUUGCUCUACAAGCCGGUAUAUCAGCUCGACGGAUUGUGUGGGGAUUUUGAAUUCAUUGGCUGCCAACAUAAGCCUCCGAGUUAUCGGAUACGGUGCGAAAGCUGGAACUGACAGCUACGCUUGGAUUUGGGACGUUGCAAGUCGGAGUUCAGCCCCAGAUGAGCGUCCAGUGAUUGACCUUGGAGUGGAGUUCAAGGUGCCUCAUCUUGCUGUGUUUGCUGCUCGGAAACACAUCUUUAUCAAGUACGGCCAUGGCCCAUACAAUGGAUAUGACUCCAUGCUGUGGAUGAAUUUCAUGGAUUAUUGCCAUGAGCUUCAAGACUGCGUCCAUGGGCAGUAUGCUGUUGGUGGUGGCCUAUCGUUGUCCAACUCGUCGCUGGGAACAAGAAGGGCAAACAAGAUCAAGCUCUAUCCAAAAGUCGUACACUUCAUCAAGAACAUCAACGAAGGACGCAUUGCAUCGAUGCCUCACCCUUCCACCAACCAAUUGUGCAAAAGACGUUUCGAACACCUCGAAAAGAUAUUCGAGACGUAUUUCAAGCCGGAUGUGGCCCAUCAGUUUCAAAACCAGUUGACGGGCUUUCGGGUGGAGAUUACAGUUAACGGCUUUACGUUGGACGAUUGCAUCGAUCACUUCGAACGAGAGUUUGACGAACUCUUUCACCACGUCAAAGUCAUGAAGUACCCGCUUCCGAAGUACUUGGCAAACGUUGAGCGAUUUGUGAAUGCCAUGAAGUCCAUUGGCCCUGCGAACGGACGAAUGGCGGAUCUGUCGUCGGACAAGUUCAAAUUGCCUUUGGCAUUUGUAAGUCAAGAAAUUGGGAUGACGAGCUACAUUUGCCACUACUUCCUGAUGAGUCGCGCAUACAUUAUGGACGGCAGUGGACUUUGGAGUUGGUGCUCGCCUGAUGACGAUGCGGCAGUUGAUGACUCAUUGCCACAAGGCGAACUGCUAGCGAAUGCGACCGACCAAGACGAUGACUGGACUCAAUUUGAACUGGCGUACAACGAAGAGCUACGCGAAACAAUGCUGGACAUAUUCCUCAACAUCUACGUUAAAUCAAACGGAAGCGGCUUGUCAAGAGUGUUCAAGUCGCGUGAUAAACGAAGUGGACGAUUCAGUGAAUCCAGCAAGUCGGUUUUUGAGUUGGCCGAACGAAUUGCUCGAGAGAACGAACGCGAAUGGCGAAAGCAUUUCCUUUGCAAAAAGAAGAACCUAGCGAAGGACUUGUACUGGCUCAACAUGGCCCAAAAUGCAUCACGGCCGAAGCGCACUCAAAGCGCUAUAACCAGCUACGUGGGGAAUGAAAGCAAUUCCAAGCGACCACGGGAUAGAAGCUUUCGGUGUGUUGAUGAUGCAUGGGAUUCCGACAGCGACGAUGAAGACACCACCGAAAUCAAUGUGCGAAUUCAAGGCGCUCAAGGCGCAGCGGUUGCUGAAGUCAAUGUGAAUGUGGCCGUCGAGCCUUCCACGUUGAACCAGUUGGAUGUGCACGUGCGGGAUCCAGUGACACCGCGUCCAAGCGGACUCGGUGAAAACCCAAGUUCGACACCUCCAUUCGACGCACUGAGCCAAAUUGGACCCAGUGCAUCAGGAAAUCAAACCGAAUUGCCCGCCCUUUACGUUGCUCAAUGGUCCUCGCUGGAGAAUGACUUAGAAGACAUCGCCAGCUUGCUGGAUCGCCCACAAGUUGAAGGAAAUGUACUUGUCGCUCGCGGUGGCAAGAACAUUAAACUUGUAGCGAAAAAGUCGAAGUGGAAGGACGAUGAAGGAACCGUUCGCAAGCGGAAGAAAAUCGAAGAUCACAUCAAGGACGCCAAACUUGGCUGGCCGCAGUACGAGCCAAACCUGGAUGCCAAACAUGUAAUGGAGCAGUUGGAUAAGUUCGAAGUUACCGUACGCAAGUUCAACGACGACAUCGCUACGCCAAUUAAGGUCAGCAAGAAGAACAAGAACCCUAUUCCGACUACCAACCCCAAAAGAGCGGCGGGAGUUUGGGCGAAGUUAUCCGACUUAAAGAGUCAACGGGUGGACGUGACGGAAAUCGGCGAGUAUCGUCCAGCAAGUACCAUGCUCAACCUCAAGGAAGUCCGGUCCGUUCGUCCCAUUCGUGCGGAUGAAGUCGCAAAGCACAAGAAGAUGUUGAUUGCAGAAGGCUGGCUUCGACACGAACCUGUGGUGUUGAGCGUUCCUGGACCCAACGGAAAGAAGUACGGAAUUAUCGACGGGCAGCACAGGAUCAAGGCGAUUAUGGAGUUGUGGAAUGACCGUACCCAAGACGCGGGAAAUGCCCUGUCAAGCCUGAUGGAAAGUGGCCAAUCCGUUCCAGCAGUUCCGGCCCUGGUACUUCAAAACGCAUCACCUCACGAUGUGAUUCAAUUGGGGCUGAGCCACAUCGACAUGCACAAGCAUGGGGCGUCCAAGGAGGCAUUCUAUUGGAUGGAGCGGUGCAUUUGGUUUUACGAUUGGCAGAAGUGCGCCGGUGGACGACUCUUCAAUUCGUUUGAAUAUGGAGAGAAGUUCGGCAGUCAAGACCCGGACGCAGAGAGCUGCCUUGCCGAGAUGCAAGCCUACCACGUCGACGUAUCGGGAGUCCCAAUCAAGUUCACGUCACUGUUCCGCACAGCGGCGCGCAUGUGGUACCUGGAGUUGUAUGAGCUCAUGGCUGCCGAGUUGGAUGACCCGUUCAAGAAGAAGUCAAAGCUCGGAUGUGAACCCUGGCGCAUAUGUUUUGAAGUCCUGCAGAACUACUACUGGUUCUUCAAACAUGUGUGCCAGUGGGAGCCCGAAGACCGCACCAACGUCUUGAGGAAGUUGCUGCAAAUCUUCCUGCUCUGCGAAAGUGGGUUUCGAAAGGAAUCACUCGACGGGGACAAACUGCGGCUGACUGGAGCGAAGAAGUACAUCGUAUUCCAAGAAAGUCAACUCCACGCGAUUUUCAAGUGGGGAAAACAUGAUGGCUCAAUCCCCGCAGUAAUCCUGAAGAAAUACAACUACGUCGAGCGGCCAAAGGACAAACCAACCGGUUAUACAGAAGAACCUCAAAUCAACGCCGAUGUAUGCUACGUUGAAGAAGACACGACGUUCAUUCCAAAACAAAAGCAGCGGGCAAAGCGAACGCGACCAACUCCUGCAGCGGAGGCGUUGCCCAGUGCAGAUGUCGAUUCCGAUGUGGACAAACUGCCAAAGAAGCAGAAACGAGGAAUUACCGAAGUUCAUGUUACCGUACGGAAUGCACAACGACGACAAGGAGUCGGGUAUGAUGUAAAUCCGCUUGGAACAACGGCUUCAAGUUUGCCGGUCACCGCCCUGGAGGGUGAAACAUGCGACACGAAGAAAUGGGUUUCUUUCGAAGCCCUUCGCACUAAAGUCAAGUUUAACUGCGUUGUACCCCAAGAGAAGUUCCUAGCCACGUUGGAAGAGAAGCUCGAGACAUUCAAGAAGUCGAAGGCCUCCAGUCCACUUGUCCAAGUUCCUUUCAAGGCGUUUGAGAAGAUGAAAGCGGCUGGAAUGGUCUUGAAGCCAGCGUAUGUUACGUUGCAGACCGACAGCUUCGAGCGUUUCGUUCAAGAAGUGAAGAACAAGCCUGAAAUCAUUGAAAUCUCCUCCGACGAGGAUGAAGACGGCGAUGAGAACGAAGGCCUCGAUGAAAAUGAACCCAUUGACGUGUAA